CGGAUUGGUUCGGAGCUUUCGUUCCGGCUGGAGCAGUCCAUCACUAGGUGAAAAAUUGUGCGCAAAGCUGUUAAUCGAAAGCCAGCCAUUUGCGGUACCAGUUCUCUGCCUGAUUGAGCCGGUGUCGCUAGGACAAAAGAUUCAAUACCAUCAUGUUUGCCGGACUGCUGGAUGCCGCACGGAACUCACCCUUCCGCACACCGUUCACACGUGUCCAGUGCGACGAUGGUACACCCAGCACGGAAAAGGCCAUCGUACCGGGCCGAUCGGUCCAGGCUGCGUCAGCAAGCCGCGAGGUAGAGUUCGGUUCUAACGAAUUCUUCGGUCUGUGCGCUGUUGGCGGUAUCCUGUCGUGUGGCAUCACGCACACGGCCGUUGUACCGCUCGAUUUGGUCAAAUGUCGCCUGCAGGUCGACCAGGCCAAGUACAAGAAUCUGUUCCACGGAUUCAAGGUCACCAUCGCGGAGGAAGGUGCUCGCGGUCUCGCCAAAGGAUGGGCACCGACCUUCUUCGGCUAUUCGGCACAGGGUGCCUUUAAAUUCGGUCUGUACGAAGUAUUCAAAAUCAGGUACGCGGAUAUGAUUGGCGAAGAGAAUGCAUACCUGUACCGUACCUGGGUGUAUCUGGGAGCUUCGGCAUCGGCCGAAUUCUUCGCCGACAUUGCACUAGCACCUCUGGAGGCGGCCAAGGUUAAGAUCCAAACCAUGCCAGGAUACGCCAACACGAUGCGACAAGCCAUGCCGAAGAUGCUGGGCGAGGAAGGCGUUAUGGCGUUCUACAAGGGUCUUGUUCCGCUCUGGUGCCGUCAGAUCCCGUACACGAUGAUGAAGUUCGCCUGCUUCGAAAAGACCGUUGAACUGCUGUACAAGCAUGUCGUACCGAAGCCACGUGACCAGUGCUCGAAGGGUGAACAGCUAGUGGUAACGUUCGCUGCCGGUUACAUUGCCGGUGUGUUCUGCGCCGUCGUGUCGCAUCCGGCCGAUGUGGUUGUAUCGAAGCUGAACCAGGCCAAGGGAUCAUCUGCGAUCGAUGUGGCAAAGAAACUUGGCUUCAUGGGCAUGUGGAAUGGAUUGACGCCGCGUAUCAUCAUGAUCGGUACGCUGACCGCCCUGCAGUGGUUCAUCUAUGAUGGUGUGAAGGUAGCCCUCUCGAUCCCCCGUCCACCACCGCCAGAGAUGCCGGAGUCGUUGAAAAAGAAGCUGAACGUAGAGUAAUUCUUAGCUACAGUGAAGGGAGUUAAUUAUUUAGUGAUGGUGCACCACUCUCGGUGGUUCUCGUGCUGAGUAACACGGAAGAAUAAUGGAAAAGGAAUGUUUUGUACUACCGAGCAAGGCUUCAAGGUGUUUAAGUGAAAAUGUUACUUGUGACGUGAUGCAAAUGAUAUGUGAGAAAAAGAGCGUUUGACUCGGAGAUUCCAUCUACCGAAUGAUAUUUUGUGAAGCAAUGUAACCGAACGUUCGAUUAGUUCAUUCCGUUAGCGUACCCAACGCUGUUUGUUUUAUGGUAAAAAUGAUGGGAAGAAAAACUACUACUUGUGCGAGUGUGAAACGUGCGGUCAUAGUUGCCCUGGUGGUUUUGCCUAGCGAGCCUUGCGUUCACAGUGCGACAACAUCAUCGUGAAUAAAGUCCUGAAACCGUGUGAAUUACGAUACGAUUAGUAA
Messenger RNA from Anopheles moucheti, 1661 nucleotides. Its product is annotated as phosphate carrier protein, mitochondrial-like. NCBI's taxonomy places the organism in Eukaryota, Metazoa, Arthropoda, Insecta, Diptera, Culicidae. Gene Ontology annotation, molecular function: phosphate transmembrane transporter activity. The transcript is spliced from 4 exons. Gene Ontology annotation, biological process: mitochondrial phosphate ion transmembrane transport. The record is from RefSeq and is a predicted model, not a curated record. The coding region runs from base 153 to 1214 and encodes 353 amino acids. Gene Ontology annotation, cellular component: mitochondrial inner membrane.